Molecule: messenger RNA, 318 nt
Organism: Ramularia collo-cygni
Lineage: Eukaryota; Fungi; Ascomycota; Dothideomycetes; Mycosphaerellales; Mycosphaerellaceae
Exons: 2
Coding region: 1-318 (105 amino acids)
Source: RefSeq, a predicted model, not a curated record
AUGCCACUUCCAACAACGGACUACUCCAUAGCAACUCAAAUGGAGUCCCCGUCGCCCGAGGAUGAAUUGUUGAUCAUACUUCUCCGAAACCUCCAAAAUGCAGCAUCCACGUUCGGUGAAGGAACGCCUCCAUAUGAAAGCGUGAGGGCGACAGUAGAGGACCACCUCAGAGAGAUGCGGAAACAGAAUAAACCAACGAACAUUACCAAGGCUCGAGCGGUGCAGACACGACAAAAAUCGGACGAUGACAUAGUGCUUCCUGCCAUGUUUGAAAACUUGGCGAUUCGAACCAAAUCUAGUUCACAAAAUACAAAGUAG